AUGGAGGGACCUUUGUUGAGCAAGAGUGAUAGCGAUUCUUCAUCAAAUGAUCAUGAGCACAUCGUCGACAUGACUGCCGAUGAGCAAACACCACCACAUGAGGCUGAGGAUGUGCAAUCAUCGGCUGGUUCAUCCACAAAUCCAAUUAAUGUUUGGAAUUUGAUCGAGUUUGUUUUGAAUUUGGUCCAGAUUGUUGCAGCCAUUGUAGUUGUGACUCGGGCAAAAGAUGAACAUGCACAAGUAUGGAUCGUGAGUUACACUUGUGGCUGUAUUGCCACUCUCCCUAUUCUAGUUUGGCGUUUUUGGCAACAUAAACCAUGUGUUGGCGCAUACACAAGGCUCAACGAAGUGAUGGACUUGUGGUCGAAGGUGAUUGAAUAUCUCUUCGUGGGUUGGGUUGUGUUGCUUUUAUGGUAUUUGACUGAUAGCUUAUCAUCUCUAGACAACACUACUCAACACUUCUGGUUAUGUGUGGCUUUUCUUGCUUUCAGUUUCAUUCGAUACGUGAUACCUAAACUAUUAUGUGCAACGAUGGGUUUAUGUUUCCUCUCCAAAGUAGUUGCUGAAACCAUUAUGGAAGUCGUUCAAGUCACCUUGCAGAGCAUCUUCGUUGUAUUCUAUAUGUGUUUUGCUGCAGAUAAUUAA
Molecule: messenger RNA, 645 nt
Organism: Microthlaspi erraticum
Lineage: Eukaryota; Viridiplantae; Streptophyta; Magnoliopsida; Brassicales; Brassicaceae
Source: the annotation of a GenBank genome assembly